Messenger RNA from Hibiscus syriacus, 563 nucleotides. RefSeq lists its product as uncharacterized. The transcript has 2 exons. The record is from RefSeq and is a predicted model, not a curated record. Lineage: Eukaryota; Viridiplantae; Streptophyta; Magnoliopsida; Malvales; Malvaceae. The coding region runs from base 135 to 464 and encodes 109 amino acids.
AAGAAAACUUUGGCAAUAUCAAAUCCAACUAUAAAAGAACAUCCUUAACAUACCAUCAACACUUUGUUUUGUAACUUGGAAGAAAGAAACAAGAGUUGACUCCAUAUCCUUGUUCAACCUUCAAGCAAAGGAAAAUGGAAAUCGAAUCGGUUAGAUGCGAGUGUUGUGGACUGAAAGAAGAUUGCACCCAAGAUUACAUCAACGAUGUUAAGGCCAAAUUCGACGGGAAAUGGCUCUGCGGGUUAUGCUCGGAAGCUGUUAGAGAUGAAGUGAGUAGGAGCAAGAAGAAGCAAUUCGGUGUCGAAGAAGCCGUCGAAGCUCACAUGUCGUUUUGUGGCAAAUUCAGAUCGAAUCCCGCGGUUCGAGUAGCCGACGGUAUGAGGCAGUUGCUGAGAAGGUCAGGAGAUAAUUCACCUUCUUCUUCUAAGAAGUUAACAAGAUCAGCUACCACAAAACUGUACUAAUAUUGGUAGCUUUACCUUUUACAACUUGUCUUGUGCAGGUGAAUGUUAUUUCAAUGAAGGCUUCUUCCUCUGUUUUUCUUUUCUUUCCUUGCCUCAAAG